Molecule: messenger RNA, 477 nt
Organism: Rhagoletis pomonella (apple maggot)
Lineage: Eukaryota; Metazoa; Arthropoda; Insecta; Diptera; Tephritidae
Product: heterogeneous nuclear ribonucleoprotein A2 homolog 2-like
Exons: 3
Coding region: 106-462 (118 amino acids)
Source: RefSeq, a predicted model, not a curated record
UUUUGAACGCAAAGCAGCGUUUGUUGUUUACAAACGAAGAAGUCAUAGCAAUUGGCGUCUUAAUAAAAAUGCGGUUUCAUGUUACUAUAGCUUCGCGAACUCAAAAUGCAACGUUAUCGAGAAAAUCGAAAAUUAAGAAUUGAUUUUGGUCACGCUUCUAACCAAUCUUUAAAUUCAUUUUCAGGAAAACCGCAAAGAAUGUCUGACUGGGGUGAAGAGGAACACGACACAGGCCGCGGCUUCGGCAAUGGCUUUGAUCACUGCAAAAAUGACGAGAACGGAGGAAAUGGUGACUACAAUGAUACCGAGGACGCCGACAAUGGAAAUCGAGGAUUUGGAAAUAGACGUGGUCGUGGCAGUGGACGAGGUCGCGGUGGACGAGGUGACAGACACGGAGGGGGUGGUUAUGGCGGUGGACCUCGGAACAAUGAUGACAAUCAAGACAAUGGUAAGUCGCAAUGAAUAUAAAUAUGUACA